UAUUUUGGUAUCCUUUGUUAUUGUCAAAUCAUGAAUAUUCGAUUAGUAAUAUGUUUCUGUCUUCUUUUAAUCAUCGGUGCAUUUGCCAAAAAGUCAAGGGUUUUUGGGGGACCGCUAGCAUCGAUAAGUGAUUUUCCGCAUUUGGUUUCUAUCCGAAUUAUUAGUACGAAUGAACUCCUUUGCGGAGGUUCUAUUAUUAGCCGUUGGAAUAUUCUCACUGCAGCGCAUUGUUUCCUUGGACUUAAUAAUACAUACAAUGACGUAAAGAUUGUUUCCGGAGCAGGAACUUUACUUAAUAUUUAUUCAGAUGUGCAUGAUAUAGAUUAUAUAAUUGCUCAUCCACAAUUUCGCUAUAAUAUACAUAGGUUACUCAUACACGAUGUUGCAAUUGUUAAGCUGCGAAGGCCGAUAUAUAUGAAUGAAUUACAAUCAAUUAUUCCAUUAGCAUCCCGACCAGCUCGUACGGAAAAUGUAGCUUUAAUCGCUGGUUGGGGGACGACUCCGGAUACAGAAGGCCAACUUAAUUUUACUCUUUUGAGAAUGACUACUGGGAUUAUUGUAGAUAAUAUUCAAUGCGCAGCUUAUUUUCCAGUUUCAUUACAAAAUUAUCAGUUCUGUACACUCAAUCCUGCUGACGUAGUUAUUUGUGCUGGUGACUCUGGUAACUCAGUUACUAUUGAUGGAGAACUUUAUGGAAUUGUCUCAUAUACCCUUCGGGGAGCUCGUAAUGCACCAGUUGUACAUAGUCAAGUGUAUUAUUAUUUAGAUUUUAUAAGACGUAACAUGAUCGAAUAAUUCAUAUAGUAUAAUCGAAUGUAUUAUAUUAUUGUUAUUAAUUGUAUAAAUCGAUUUAAUUUAACAGACACUUAUAUCGUAAUUUAAAAAAUUAAUGUGACUUUCGAGCAAAGUGCUUCUCUCCUUUCGAUUAUGGUUAACAAUUAAGUUGAAUAUAAAUUUAUGACGAAUCAUAAUAUGUGAGAUUGUUUCAAUAAAUGAGAUGUCAUACGAAUAUUGUAAUACCUAAUCGCAUACAAAUUGUCAGAGU
Molecule: messenger RNA, 1045 nt
Organism: Ceratosolen solmsi marchali
Lineage: Eukaryota; Metazoa; Arthropoda; Insecta; Hymenoptera; Agaonidae
Product: trypsin-2-like
Exons: 4
Coding region: 31-795 (254 amino acids)
Biological process (GO): proteolysis
Molecular function (GO): serine-type endopeptidase activity
Source: RefSeq, a predicted model, not a curated record